CCCCUUCUCUGUAUAUAAGGCAGCACAUGUGGGGUAGAACUGUUUAGUCACCUGCCUCUGUCCAAGGGAUUAGUAGCAGUGGGAAGUGAUGCUGUUUCUCCUCUCUUCUGCAGUUUGCGGGAGGUGAAGGAGCUCUGGCUGGACUCAAUCCUUGGGCAAACAAAAGGACCGAAGGAAAGCAGAGUGUCCAGAGCUCCCCCAAUCAAACUCCUAAUGAAAGUGUUAAGCAGCUGUAAUACUUCAAAGACACUAAGUGCUGGGAACAUGGAGAGUCUGAUUGAGUGCCAGUCAGAGGCUGAUGUCAAGAAAUGCCCCCCACUGUUCCCAGCAGAUACUGAAGACGGACUUUGUCACUCAACUGCAGAUGAAACAAAGAAAAAAAAGAUGUUAUCACAGUCGUUUACUCUGAGACGAAGAUCUACUAACAGGAAUUCCCUAGGACAACUAGAAUCGGGUGCCAAAAUUGCUCUGUUUGGCCAGCCUCUGGCAAUUAUCUGUGGGGAAGAUGACACACUGCCCCAACCGGUCCAGGAUCUCCUAGCUAUAUUGUAUGUGAAAGGACCUGCCACUGAAGGGAUAUUCAGAAAAGCUGCCAAUGAGAAAGCACGAAAGGAGUUGAAGGAGGACCUUAACAAAGGCGGGAAUGUUGAUUUGAAAAGCAAAUCUGUGCACCUGCUGGCAGUGGUCUUGAAGGACUUCCUCCGAAAUAUUCCUUCAAAACUCCUCUCAGCCGAUCUCUAUGAGAAGUGGAUACAAGCUCUGGAGAAGCCAAGCAAGCAGGAAAAAAUUGAAGAAUUGAAAGAGGUGGCUGAUAAACUGCCUAGACCGAAUCUCAUCUUGCUCAAGAACUUGCUGUCUCUGCUUCAUCACAUCAGCCAAAACGCUGAGUCCAACAGGAUGGACUCCAGCAAUCUAGCCAUCUGCGUUGGUCCAAAUAUGCUGAGCCCAGAGAUGGACAACAUGCUCCCACUGGAAGUGCAGAAGGAGAUGAAUGACAAGGUGACAGCAUUGGUGGAGUUCCUCAUAAACAACUGCUCAGAAAUAUUUGGGGAGGACAUCGCUUUGCCUGUCUGUGCCUUGACUGAGGAGUCACUAGAGCACACAGACAGCUCCACAGAACACCUAUGUGCUGCUCAUCAGAAUGACUCUGCCUAUGACAGCCCAGAUCCUGAAGCUGAAGCCAGCCCCUGUACAUCCCAGAUGGAGCAGCUCAAAGGGAGGAGCACUAGUGUGAGCAAGAGAUAUGCAAAAGGCAUAUCUGCCCCUUCACUGACUAAUUCCAGAAAUGACAUCAGCACAAUGGACAGGAGGUACUCAGAGCCAGACCUGUCCUUCCAGAACCACCUUGAAGGCAGGAUAAGGAAACAGAAGCUAAACAAAAGUGAGGACAACUUUCCAGUUCAGCAGAAACAGCUAGGGAUGGAGGCAUUGGAGAAACGUCUUGCAAUCUUACAUUCACGAUUAUCAACUGACUCUCUACCCAAAACAUCCUCCAGUUGCUCCCUGGAGAGCUCUGAUGGCUCGGUCUUCACCAGCUCGCCAGUAGUUUCACCCUCUAGUCCCAAAAAAACCUUUUUAAAUAGGCCCCAGUCCUUUUCCACCAAGGCCACUGAAGACUGCAUUAUGCCUAGCAGAGAGAUCAAAAAGCAUUCCAUGUCAUUCUCUUUUGCAAGCCACAGGAAAACACUAAUAAAAACUCAGAGCUGGGGGCCUGGUAAAAACACAUUUUUUCAGAGAGACAAUUUCACAAAGAAAGAAGAUCUGUUCUCCUGCAGAGUUGUCCAGAACAGCCCUGAUGAUGACAAACCAUUGCCUGUGGUGUGUCAGCAAAGGCCCCGUUUCAGGUCAGCUGAUGAAGUGUUCAGAGAGGUAGACCAAAGGAAUCCUGGAAGACCACCCUCUUAUGAAGAGGCUACUAAAAGUUGCCUGGCCACUCAAGUUCCCUCCUACAAUCUCACAGUUCAAAGUAUGAGAUCAAAGGUGUCAAACCAGGACACUUUGCCACCUCAUCCAUGCAGCAGCUGUGCACAGGAUGCAGCAUAUGUCGCUUUAAGGGAUCUACCUAGUGGCAGAGUUUCUGCAGUGAAGGAUUCUGAUGUGGAAACUGAAAAUCUCAGCAUCACCAUUGGAAUAAAUUCCCGUGUGAGUUUGCCCGUGACCCCAGGAGUCUACCGAUUGAGAACCAUGUCUGAAUCCUGUCAAAAGAACAAACUUGAGUAUGUGGCUCGAAGGUGCAGCCAGCCAGUUUUUGAGGCAGACCAGAUUCAGUAUGCUAAGGAAUCUUAUGUUUAAAAGGCCUACCCCUCCUUCUCACACUGUACAAAGUAAAUAUUGUGGAAAUAGACAUUUUACUUUCAAGACACCAAGAAUAAGCUAGCUCUGCAUGAACUAUUUUUUAACUUGAGGCUCUCCUGAAGUGUCUGUCAACUUGACAUAUCACAUUCUUCCACCACAAGAGGUGGUGGUGAAGACCUGUGUAGUAUUAUGUAAAAAUGCAAGUGAAUAUGCUGUACAUAACCUGUUGUGUGGGAAAAUUAGUUAGUAAUUCAUAAACAGUGUUGUAUUUGUAUCCCUGAAAGGACAAUGAAAAGGUUGGCAGGUCCAAAACCAAUCCCACCUUCCUCUUCUUUUCUGUAUGGUCACAGAAUCCAUGUCAUUUGUUACGUGUGUGUGCAAGGCUGAGGCAACACUUUGCUGAUCUUCUGCAUUAAGAAGUGGGCUGGCAGUUACUCCAUCCAAGGGAGGAAGAGCUGUUCUGUCAUCAAGGCCACUUCAGCACUUUUCCAUAAGCCUCCUGUACCUGCUGCCAUUCCCUUUUCCUGCUUGCUGAUGAUAAGACUGAUCUGACUACUAAGCAGUAUUAGUGUUGUAUACUGAGCCUGGAUUUAGAGCCACUGAACCCCUACAAGGUCAUUAAGGGAAUGCAUCAAGUAAAGCUUGUGGCCUGAGGUGCUUCUAGUGUAAAUAAACUGGACAGGCUAAGCAGAAGGAAGGAGUAUCUUCAGGCCUGCUUUUAUGAGGGGGAAAAAACCCAAACAAACAACAAAAAAAUCCUGUAAGGAAACAUUAUGGAUUCCAGCUUUAAAUAGUAAAAGCUGCAGUUAAUUUUAAAUAAAUAGAUAAAUUAAAAAAAAAAUACAAACCAGAAAAUCACAGACAGUGUCCUUAUAACUUUGUAAAAAUGACUGGAAGUGCAAUGUGUUUUUACAUGUAGGAACUUGUUUUGGUUAGCACUUACCUCCUCUUUUAUGGCUCAGCAUAGCCUUGAACCAAGAGCAGGGAGGCUUUUGGUUUUUUCCUGUGUAACUUCACUACAAUAAAAC
Molecule: messenger RNA, 3323 nt
Organism: Cuculus canorus (common cuckoo)
Lineage: Eukaryota; Metazoa; Chordata; Aves; Cuculiformes; Cuculidae
Gene: TAGAP
Product: T cell activation RhoGTPase activating protein
Exons: 10
Coding region: 214-2292 (692 amino acids)
Biological process (GO): regulation of Rho protein signal transduction; signal transduction
Molecular function (GO): GTPase activator activity
Source: RefSeq, a predicted model, not a curated record